Poecilia latipinna (sailfin molly) is the source of this 1619-nucleotide messenger RNA. RefSeq names its product O-acetyl-ADP-ribose deacetylase 1-like. The coding region runs from base 67 to 699 and encodes 210 amino acids. The record is from RefSeq and is a predicted model, not a curated record. Lineage: Eukaryota; Metazoa; Chordata; Actinopteri; Cyprinodontiformes; Poeciliidae. The transcript is spliced from 5 exons. Gene Ontology annotation, biological process: peptidyl-glutamate ADP-deribosylation.
CUACUUAAACGAGACACUUUAAGACUUGGAAGAAAACUAUCAAACUAGUCUUAAGGUCGGAAGCACAUGCGUAUAGUCCUCCGUAGCGUUGCGUGUUUACUUAGGCAGAGGUGUUCACGGAUUUUACUUCUGAAUCCAGUCAACAAACAGGAUCUAAACACAAUGUCUUCAGUGUCUUCUAAUAGCCGAGCGCCAUCAUCCACUUAUAAAAUCCAGCUUUCAGAAGACAGCUGGACAUUGAAGUAUGCCACCGGCGACUUGUUUUCCUGCCCACGGGACGAAUCUUUGGCCCACUGCAUCAGUGAGGACAUCCGCAUGGGAGCAGGGAUAGCAGUCACGUUCAGGAAGAGGUUCGGUGAAGUGUUGACGUUAAAGGAGCAGAAGAAGGUGCCAGGGCAGUGUGCUGUCCUGACUCAUGAUCGACGUUUCAUCUAUUAUCUGAUAACAAAGAAAAAAGCCAGCCAGAAACCCACAUAUGACAGCCUGAGGAGGAGUCUGGAAGACAUGAAGACUCAUUGCUUACAGAAUGGUGUCAAAAGGAUAUCAAUACCUCGAAUUGGUUGUGGCCUGGACCGACUGCAGUGGUCAAAGGUGUCACAGAUCCUGGAGCAGGUCUUUAAAGAGACGGAUAUCACCAUAACCGUGUACAGUCUGCCCAAGAAAGCAGAGACCACAGUGAUGAAGGAAAAUAUGCGAUGAUUCAUGGUUUUUAUAAUCAUUAUUGGCAGGGUUCACUGUAUGCACUUUUCUCCAUUAUUCCUGCAGCAUGAAGUCAAGAGUUUUUCCAGUGGAAAAGCAAUUAUGUAAUCAUUAUAUUGAAAAUAAAAUGCAUUUUCUAACAAAUCGGUUUCACUGCAAAGAAAUGACGUGGAGCUCUUCAGCAGCUCUGUUAAUAGAAAACUCCAAUUGGUAGUUUUCUGCUCUCUGAUUACAGCAGGGCUCCCUCUUGUGUGAAUUUAGGUUUUUAUCAACAGCUCAAUAUUUAACAGAAGAGGUGUUUAACACACCACUGUACUGGCUUUAGAAAACACACCACUGUACUGGCUUUAGAACACACACCUCCAGUAGGGCUUUUUUGAAAGCAUUUUGAAAUUAUACUGUUUGGAAAGCUCUUGAUCCUAAAAUAAGUGUCAGUUUGUCGCUUACAACUACACACAGCUUCUUUUAUUCUAUACGUUUUUCAUCUGAUGCUUUUAUAACCUGCCUUGUUCCCCAGCUGUUCAGAAUGAAACAAUGGCUUACAGAAUGUUUUCUUCAGUAUGUUUUAAAAUGUGGCAAAUGAGUUAUCUGAAUAGCCAAACAAACCCAAAAUGUAACUUUUUUUUUCUCGUUAAAUUAGAUGAGAGAAUUUUGCUCGACUAUACAGAGUAAUUCAUAUUUCCCUUUGAUAAACGCAUGAAGGAAUGGCUUCAGUCUUUUUGCUGUUGCACAAACGACUCGGUAGUGAAGCGCGUCAUCAAUGACCUUGCUGCCACGUCAGUCAAAACACUUUUUAUCUAACUUUGUUGUAAAAUUGUAACCCAGUUUGUAAGUAAUGUAGAUUUCUGUGUGUCAGAGCACCCAGAAAUCCAACCAUUGCCUUCACAUUUAUGUUCUAAUAAAUCUUUUAUUUUAGCAGA